Trichoplax adhaerens is the source of this 378-nucleotide messenger RNA. RefSeq lists its product as uncharacterized. The record is from RefSeq and is a predicted model, not a curated record. Lineage: Eukaryota; Metazoa; Placozoa; Uniplacotomia; Trichoplacea; Trichoplacidae. The transcript is spliced from 2 exons. The coding region runs from base 1 to 378 and encodes 125 amino acids.
AUGGUUUUGAGCAAAUACAUCACCGAUAUCAUCGAUAAGGAAUAUCCGCAGAUCUUGAGUGAUGUCCCUUUAGUGGAUAUUGUAUUCGAUUUACGAAGUAUAGGGUUAAUAUCUGAUGACGAAGUUGACAAACUUAAAGAUGGUUGCCAGAGUAAUAAAGAAAGAAUCUUUCAUUUUAUUAAAAUACUAAAAUCAAGAAGCGAUGACAACUAUUUUCAGUUUUGCUGCAUACUAAAGGAUAGCCAAGUUACACAUAUUCAAGAUCUUGGUAGAAAAUUAGAGAUAGAAGCUAACGCCUCGAGGAACGAACGCGAUAAUUUAACAAGUCGAAAUCAAGCAACUAGUAGUCGAACUAAAGCUUCUAAAAGUAAUAUUUAA